CAUGUGCACGGAGUUCUCAGUAUUUACAAAGAGAAAUCGCUGCGCCGUGUCUCUGGCCCACUCAGCGUAAAGGGUGCACACGGCCUGGUUUUAGCACAUGGUAUGGCUGGCAAGUAUGUUGACUCCAGCAAAGCCGACGUGUAUGUUUCCACGAAUGGUGGAUAUCUUUGGAAGAAGGCCCUAUCUGGUAUUCACCAGUACACUAUAGGUGACUGGGGCAAGCUGAUUGUAGCUGUUCCACUCACAACCUCUGACAACUUACAGGAUACACUGUACUAUUCUGAGAACUACGGUCAGUGCUGGCACAGUAGCAAGUUCAGCACGGUCAGGUGGUGGUUCACUGGCAUACUGGCUGACCCGGUGACUAAUGGCAUGCAAGUCACACUCUGGGGCUUCACACCACAGGAUGGCGUCUGGCAAACUGUCACCAUGGAGUUUGAAGACGUCGUGGAACGCAAAUGUACCGGUGCUGACUUGGAAACAUACGUUCCUCACCUGGAGAACCGCGACCACGACGAUGAGAAGAUGGAAGGUUGUCUGCUGGGAAAAAAGGAAAGCAUGAAAGUGGUCAAGGCUGAUAGAUGGUGUAGGCGUUCGGCAUCACACGAGGCGGACGUGAUCACAGAACCGUGUUCAUGCUCUAGAGCAGAUUUUGAAUGUGAUUAUGGCUACGUGCUAGUUCCCAGUAACGGCUCGUGUGUAGUGGACAAGGACUUGCCGCACAACAUCAGCCGUGCAAUGGAGUGUGAGAAAGGACAAACACACUACAUGAAAAGCACUGGCUAUCGUCAUCUACCAGCUGAUGAAUGCAAGGGUGGCGAGGCGGAUAAAUACGGAAAUUUGCAGAAGACACCUUGCCAGGGCUAUGCGGAGACCAUUGAGGAGGCUGAGGCAACCCCGUCUCCUCCGAAAAAGAAGAGCUAUGCUGGAACUGUAGUAAUCCUACUGGUGGCGACCAUCGUCUUUCUUGGUGGUGUUUAUGUGUACUUUAAACGGCGAGACGUCUGCGUCCCUGGACGCCACAAAGGCACUGCACGGUAUAGUCGUGUGCGUACUGUACAGUCUUCUAGCAGCAGUAGUAGUGAGGACGACGCACCGCUGCUUGAUGUUUCCGGGCCUAAGUCUCGACGCUCUGCCCCUGCCCAAACCACCACAACCACCGACACCACCACUGUCCCCACUGUCACUGACGCAGUCGAGCCUUCAUCCUCAGCCAUUGCUAGCAGUGACUGAUUGCAUUACAUCACUACUUAGAUUACGGUGUCACGUGAUGACAUCAUCAUGUGUCGUAUGACUAUGUUCCCGUCAUUGUUGAAUUCAAGAUUUUCCCCAUGAAAAUUUACUCAUAAUAAUAUGAACCAUCCCGUUUCUAUACUGCCUGAGACUAAAUAAAUUGAUGAUUGUAGGGCGAUGCAAACGUGUUGUAAGCUAUUCUAUAGCUGUAUUCGCACCCUUAUUUGUUGUUCUUCAGGUUAUUAUAUAAUUAUAAUUAUCUUAUUGAAUUUGAUGUUGCUGCUGUUCUUUGUCGCUGCUGCUGCUCUUGUUGAUGAUGAGGGCACGGCUUCUGCUGUAUCAAAGGCAUGUGUUUCUAGAACAAUUCAUUGCAAUCAUUGGUCGUUUACACGCAAUAUUAAACCUGGCGAAAUAAUUUACAAACACA
Messenger RNA from Sycon ciliatum, 1660 nucleotides. RefSeq names its product sortilin-like. Gene Ontology annotation, cellular component: Golgi apparatus; membrane. Gene Ontology annotation, biological process: endocytosis; Golgi to endosome transport; vesicle organization. Lineage: Eukaryota; Metazoa; Porifera; Calcarea; Leucosolenida; Sycettidae. The coding region runs from base 103 to 1233 and encodes 376 amino acids. The record is from RefSeq and is a predicted model, not a curated record. The transcript is spliced from 11 exons.